AUGGAACUUCAAAAAGGACUUGGAGGAACAGAGAAACUUAGAGAAAAUUUUGCAAAAAUAAAAAUUGAUGCUAAUUAUUAUGAAAAUGGUAAUGGAACUAGAAAGAAUGACAAAUGUGCUAAAACAUUUGGUAAGUUUUCUAAUACUGAAUUGUCAAUUCAAAAACCAGAAUGUUUUAGAUAA
This is a messenger RNA of Entrophospora candida, 183 nucleotides long. The record is from the annotation of a GenBank genome assembly. Lineage: Eukaryota; Fungi; Glomeromycota; Glomeromycetes; Entrophosporales; Entrophosporaceae.